Vombatus ursinus (common wombat) is the source of this 1028-nucleotide messenger RNA. It is a transcript of the gene FGF22, whose product is annotated as fibroblast growth factor 22. The transcript has 3 exons. Lineage: Eukaryota; Metazoa; Chordata; Mammalia; Diprotodontia; Vombatidae. The coding region runs from base 452 to 1012 and encodes 186 amino acids. Gene Ontology annotation, cellular component: cytoplasm. Gene Ontology annotation, molecular function: fibroblast growth factor receptor binding; growth factor activity. Gene Ontology annotation, biological process: cell differentiation; fibroblast growth factor receptor signaling pathway; animal organ morphogenesis. The record is from RefSeq and is a predicted model, not a curated record.
UGGAGCCAGAACCACCUGUUCGAGGGGACAGCAAAAUCCAGGGAACCAGACACACCCCUCUCUCCUUGCGGCUGCCUGGGACAAGGGGACUCUAGUGGUACCUUCCUGGAAACAUCUAUCCAGACUUUCUGAGCCAGAAGGUACCUCCUGGAGUGUCCAAACUGCCCAUUUCACAGAGGAGGAAACUGAGGCCCAGAGAUAGAGAAGUGACUUGCCUAUGGUCGCACAGUGAAUCCGGGGUAGAACACAAGAUUUCUGGAUGUGAAGUCUUUAGGGAACCAGGGCCAGGGAGGAGUCUGAGAGCCUGAACUAGGGCUACUCAGGGCCUGAUCUCCAUCCUGUCUUGAGCUUGACAUCUUCCACAACUGGCUGGGACAUGGAGCAUCAGCGAAGGGCAUCCAGGUCGUGUGGCCUGGUCAGCGAGCAAGUGUGAGCCAACCACCUCUCUACCAUGCCCCCGGGGCCCUGGCUUUGCUUGGCCUUGCUCCUUGCAGCCCGGGCCCAGAGCUCCUGGGGUCCGUGGCCCAGCAGGGCCCAGCCCCCGUGGCCCAGCGACCUCAGCAUUAGCAUCAGCAGUGCCCGUCACGCUCGGAGCUACCAUCACCUGGAAGGUGACGUUCGAUGGCGAAGGCUCUACUCAUCCACCCACUUCUUCUUGCACAUUGGGCCCAGUGGCAGGGUCGAAGGCACACGGCAGCCCCACUGCCCCAACAGCAUUGUGGAGAUCCGCUCCGUCAGAGUGGGUGUUGUGGCCAUAAAAGCAGUCUACACAGGCUUCUACUUGGCCAUGAACCGGAGGGGGAGACUUUAUGGGACGAGGGAAUACAGCACCAACUGCAAAUUCAUGGAACGGAUUGAGGAGAAUGGCUAUAACACCUACGCUUCGCUUCACUGGAGACAUGAAGGCCGACAGAUGUUUCUGGCCCUGGAUGGACGGGGUGCCCCUCGCCAAGGUGGCCGGACCCGCCGGCAGCACCUCUCCACUCACUUCCUGCCCAUCUUGGUCUCCUGAGCCUGAAGAAAGGACU